This is a messenger RNA of Pygocentrus nattereri (red-bellied piranha), 5174 nucleotides long. RefSeq names its product par-6 family cell polarity regulator gamma a (gene pard6ga). Gene Ontology annotation, molecular function: protein kinase C binding. Gene Ontology annotation, biological process: centrosome cycle; regulation of cellular localization; establishment or maintenance of cell polarity. The transcript has 3 exons. NCBI's taxonomy places the organism in Eukaryota, Metazoa, Chordata, Actinopteri, Characiformes, Serrasalmidae. Gene Ontology annotation, cellular component: cell cortex; apical plasma membrane; nucleus. The coding region runs from base 109 to 1347 and encodes 412 amino acids. The record is from RefSeq and is a predicted model, not a curated record.
UCUGUUUUCCGUCCAUUCAACUGGAGCCCCUGUUGGUCGCAGUUUACUCACACAGGAAAGAGGCACAGACGUCGCCGUCCUCUCUGUAGAUCCUGAAAACCAGAGGACAUGAUCCGGAGCUUGAGUAAAUCCAUGUCUUUGCGCUACUGCACAGUCGUCGAGGUCAAAAGCAAGUUUGGUGCAGAAUUUAGGAGGUUUUCUCUUGAUCGCUGUGAGCCUGGGAUCUUUAAGGACUUUCUCCAGCUUCUCCAGAGCCUACACCACCUCUGUCACGUGGAACUUUUCGUCAGCUAUGCCGAUGUCCAUGGAGAACUGCUGCCCAUUAAUAACGACGAAAACUUCUGCAAGGCAGUGUCCACUGCGCAGUCGCUACUGCGCAUCUUCAUUCAGCAGGAAGAUGAAAUUGAUCGGGCUACCAUCAGCACAGACAGUGUGAUAAGGCGAAAGAAAUCCACAGCGACGGCACGUGGUGACAUCGGCCGCAGAAGACCAUGCAUUCAGAUCGGCACGCCACAGAAUUUCCGCCCAGUCUCCUCCAUAAUCGAUGUGGACAUCCUACCAAAGUGCCACAGAAGAGUUCGUCUCUACAGCCAGGGCUCGGAAAAACCUCUGGGUUUCUACAUACGUGAUGGAACCACAGUCAGGGUCACCCCCCACGGUCUGGAGAAGGUUCCAGGCAUCUUCAUCUCAAGGAUGGUUCCUGGUGGACUAGCUGAGAGUACUGGACUGUUGGCUAUUAACGACCAGGUGUUGGAGGUCAAUAGCAUUGAUGUGAUGGGUAAGUCUCUGGAUCAAGUGACUGACAUGAUGGUUGCCAAUAGCCACAACCUCAUCAUUACCGUGAAACCAGCAAACCAGCGCAACAACGUAAGGAGUCACAGUUAUAUUUCUCCAAGCCCAGGACGUCUUGUUGAAGGUGAAGGUUCAAUAAGUUACCCAGGAUUGCCUGUGAUUAUGGGAUCCCAUGUCUGGACAAGAAAUGGCUAUGAAAGUGAUGAGGAUUCAGACGUGAUUACUGAGAGACAUGUUAAGCACAGCUCCAAUACUUCAACAUCAUUCCAGUCUUCUCGCCACAAUGCUCAUGAUCGCUACCGAUGCCUUGGGCGCCACUGCUCUCCAGCCUAUUGCCGCUCACAGCCCAGCCUAAAUCUAAUGGACACUCAUGAGCCCAGUACCCCACUGCACCGAGAAAUGACCCACCAGCAUCACUAUAGAAGCAGCCCAGCAUUCAGACAGAGCACCUCCAGCACCCAUGAUAUCCUGGGCAUGUUGCGCUCAGACAUACGGCAACGCCUCAUGGUGCCUCAGGGGGCCAUGGAGGAGGAUGGAAUUGUUAUUACUCUGUGAAGCACAUAUCAAAAUCCUUUAAAGCCCCUGUCUACUCAUUUUCAUGAUUUUCUUCUAAAUAUUAUUGUUUUUGUCAUGUUUUUAUCAUGAAUUGAAUGAGAAAGAUGUUGGUCUUUCCUGUUGAGAGCUUUUUGAAAUGACUUUUUCUGCCAUUUUCUUCUAUUUGCCUUGAGUUGAGUGGGACAAAAUUUGGCACAGGUGACAUCAGAUCUGCCAAAGUACCAAUCAGAGUUAGCCAUAUGUAUACAUCAGCUACUUGCAUUCUUCUCCCUCACAUAACAUGACUACUGUCCUGCUGCAUCGACUCCUGGCCAAUAUGCCUAGCAAGUAGAUUAAUUAAGCUUUUCUAAAUUUGUUCAUGGUGUUUAUUAUGAAAGUUAUGAGGGCUGAACAACACAGUUGGCGGAGUCACUCGACCCUUCCACUGGAGCUGGGUAGUUCAUGUUACCUUGGAGAAGCUACUGUCAUUCAUUAUGUGUUCUGACAGGCUCACAUGAUUUAAAAACAGACAGCACCUUGGAAUUUUUGGAGCAUUUAUCUACUGUUGAAUUUUAUAUAUAUAUUAAUACAAAUGCCUCAAGUAUUACACUGCUUAACGCUGCUUAUCUUUAUUAGUAAAACACUAAAACAAAAAAUGUAAAUAUUGAAACAUGUUGACAGGGGCUUUAAUUUAAAUUAUGUAGAGAUGGACCGCUAGUUGUUUUGUGAGGUAUACACCCAUUAGUAGUGGCCGAACAUUUCACGGUUUAAUUAAUUAAGAUUUCUCAAGGCAUUGGUAUAUAUAUUACGGAGUAGUAUGUUUAUGUGCAUUUUGAAUUCUUAAGUAAACUUAUUUUUGUAGAUUGACAGGAGUGCUUUGUUCUGUCCCUAUACUUUUAAUAAGAACCAUAUUUAAUAACUGAGGUAAAUCUAUUUUGUAAAAACUAAAUGGUAAGAGCAGAAAAGAUCAAGAUGAGUGCAAGUAUGCACACAGCAGCUUCUCUGAGCUUGGUAAAUAUUUAUAUUUGCUAACUAUUGUUUUAUGCCCACAUAUGUUAUUUGUCUGACACAUGGUUCUUGCAUUCAUCUACAAGCAUCAGACACUGCUGGAAUUUGUUACGUAUUAUAGUUACUCACAUUAUGCGCUAUAUAUGCUUCGGUGCCUCUUGGCUCAUAUCAAGGACCAAGAGACCACAGUGUUGCCAAAGCAGCUCGCUGAGCGAGGGGUACUGUAGAGGGUGCCAACGUCCCUAUAGGAAAGUCUGUCCACUUAACAGUCACCAUGGCAAAACACUGGGCAGGUAUUUACAGUCAUACAAAACUACUAUCACAUAAAAAGGCUCCUAUCUCUUUUAAAGAGUAACUACACUUUAAGACUUUUUUAAUUAACAGCUGAAAUGCAUAUAAUAACGAAAUAUACCAGUCUUGCUUAAAAUGUGAACACAUUUCCAAACUGUAAAAAUCUCAUUUUUAUCAUGGUCAGUUCUGCCUCUGCAGCACCCCUCUGGUUCAACUCUGGUAUGCCCUUCCCAUUUUUGAGAAUUUUUCAAUUUUUUUCUCACUUGUGGCUUUACGAGCAAGCCAAAUGGCUCUUUUUAUAGAAGGGCAGGAUUUUCCCUGUUAACAGACACCAUGUUGAGUGUUUUGAGCUUUCCCAUUUAUUUUCCAACCAGUGACUUGUCUCCCCCUUUAUAAUGUGUCUGGCAGACAGAGGGCUGUGCUGGGGCAAGCCUGGCAGGCUUCAUGCCAGGCUUAUAGUGAACAGCUAACCCUAAGAGACUUUUCCUUCCAUUCUCUUUUCCCCCUUUAACUCAUUACAUUCUGAUGUCUGCUUCUUCAACAAUUGAGUAACAUACCUCAGAUUGCAACUCACUACAUGACAGGUGAGAGAAUUUGUGUGUUCUGCAUUGUAUUGUUUGUGCUAUCUGCACUUAUUUGUAGCCUAGUAGUAUAAUAUCCUUAAACAAGGAAUAGGUCAGAUGCAACCUGGUAAGUUCAUACUCCACAAUCCAAACAAAUGGGGACAGCAUAAUCCCUCCUCCUCCUUAUUGACUCUUCCUCCCUUCUUACCAGUCUAGAAGAAAUGUUGCAAGUUCAACAUCAAACUUUGGCCUUGCACCAAAGCAUUUUUUUGUUUCUGUUUAUGUCACAUCUUUUCUUUGCUUCCGAACAUGGUGUCUUGCCUGCAGCAGGUGGCAGUGGUGAUAACGGUUGCUUGCCAACAGCUUCAGCCAUCUUUAAGUUUACUGUUACCUUUCAUUAGCUACAUGUCCUUAAAUAGUCUAAUGGGGGGUGGUACCUAGGGCAGUGCCACUUCUUCAUCUUCUCGUGUUGCACUGAGACAGACUUAACAAAACAGUGACUCACUAAUGCCUCUUAAGGUAGAAAGUGGUAUUACGAGAUAGGAUGGGAUGGGGCUAGCUGGUUAACAUGCUUAUCAUAGCAACUAAAACUGGUAAAACUGUUAUUUCUUCACAUUCUGUCGGUAGUUACUUUUGGAAUGUUUUGAUCUAAAAAUCUCACAAAUUGUACCUUUUUAAGAAGAAUUUUAACCAGCAUACGGCUUCACUACUAGUACCGAUUGCCGAUUGGUCUUUAGCAUGAGUUGUGUAUGUUAGUACCAAUCUAAGGAUGUGGGAGAUGGAAUGACAAUACAUAACCACCCUAAAAACACCAUGGCGUAAAUUUUUUUAACAGCGGUAACACUGCAACAAACUCAUGUGAAGCCUUACAGCUUCUGUGGCCAAAUGUUUAUAUGCCUUAAAUUGUAUUUUCAAAUGACUGCACUGUUGUUGUCGAUCAUAAGUGGGCGGUAAACAUACUGCAGUCUUACAAACUUGAAUUAUUUUCACACAAAAAUUGCAGGUAAAAUCAAGAUAAAAUGUUUUGCUGAGCAAAGUGCUUUUGGCGACACAACUGCACAACAGACUCAGGCUUUACUGUUGAGCAUGAAUGCCAGAUUUUUUUCACAAAGAGCACAGUUUUGCUUUUUGGCAUGUAGUCGAAAUUCUUCCUCAGUUGGGAGUUUAAUCAGAACUGUUAUACCGACGUACAACAAAUAAGUAAAAAUAAGGCAACGUACAAACGGUACAAACCACGUUAAUAUUAUCCUGUUUAGCUGAGUGGUUGAGUCAGGGGUGUUUCAUUCACAGCUGAAAUGGAAAUUAAAACAGAGCAGACCCUCAAUCACCUCCUACUGUCUAGUCCACUGCAUCUGAAGGUGCCUGCAUAAAGGACAUGAAGGAAUUGCCGGAAUUUUCCCAAUUCCAUCAGUUUAUGACAGUUGGAAGCAUGAAUAUACUGGACCCACAUAUGAGAUAAAUGACUUGAGAAAUUCACUGAAGCUGAAGUUGGCUUCUUAUUCUCCGCUCCACCUUAAAUGAUGCAGCACUUACAUUUAAGCGGCUCUACAGAUGGCAGAAUGUAACUGCUGCUCCAUUGAAGGUGGAGUGUGAAAUGAAAUGAAAAGCUGCCACAUAAAAAGGCAAUUUCAGCUUUAUAGACAUUCAGAAGUGACUCCUGUACUCAGUUGUAUGAUGUACUCUAAAGUGUUUUAUCUCAUUAAUGGUGUUAAAAGUUAGAAUGGUGUUAACUUUGCUUCCCUCACAAGUCACGUAUUUGCAAAUAACGUUGGCAUGAUGUGAGUUAGAAACUGCCAGACUGAUAUAAUAUUCAUUUUCAGUACAUGCACUGAAAUUUGGCUCAUUGAUUACCUUAUUUACAUAUCAGUUGCAAUAGCCUUGCCCCUAUAUGCCCUCAUAUCAAUCAAUCAACCUUUAUUUUGACUCGGAAGUACAUUGAGGGCAACCCUCAUUUUCAGUGUAGCCGAGCAUUUACAAAAACAGGGA